CGGGAGGUGGGCUGCAGCGUGGCGGGGAGCGAGGGGCGCCCGCGCACCUUCCGGGGGAAGCCGCGUCCCUCGCCUCUCUGUCUCCAUCCCCGCCGAGCGCCGCGAGAGACGGUGACUUCCAUGGCGGGAGAAGCAGAGACGUUUGCUGCCCAGCGUGGAAGGCUCUCGGGAAGGAGCUGUUCUCCGGGGGGCCUGCCUGCCCCCGGCCCGAGCGCAGGGGUGGCCGCUGCUUUCAGGGCAGCCGCCUUCCAGCCGGGCCUAGAACCUAGGCAGCCUCGUUAACAGAAGUCAGCCUUUGAGUCCUGAGUCAAGACACCUUGAAAAACAGGAAGGUGGACCAAAAGGAGUGGUAAAUGAUGCAUCGUGAACGAGUCAAUCAAGAUCGAAGGAGGGUAUCCACGGCAUUUAAGAUGGGACUCCCCCCGCCCCCACCCCCAGAUCCACAAAGCGCCUGUGGGUGAAAGCGGGGUGCACAUCUUUCCUCUGUGAAGGUCAGAUGUAAUGUGCUGAGCAGAUCUUGUGCUCUCCUCUUGUCUGUCCACUUUGCCUAUAGGCUUUCGUGACUUUCUACAUGAUUUCACUUACGGUUUUGUCAGAAUUUAAGUUGAAGUAAAAUUUUACUGCUCUAGAGAAAAAAAAGACAAUUGUUCAUCUGCAUCAGCAACAAAGAGGAAUUCUUUUACAUAGCUGUCAUUUAUGAAAGAAACAAAAAUAUCAAGUAUCUAGGUAUCAGUCUAAUGAAACACGUGGAAAACCUUUAUGCAGAGAAGUGAGAGACAUUAGAGGAACUGCUGUGGAAAUGUGGAAAUGCACCCUUUGGGGGGCCAGAAGACUCAAUAUUGCAAAGGUGUAAACUUCCCCCAAAUUCAUCCGUAGAAGGAGGUGGGGCUGGCCUUAGCAAACUGACUCUGAGAUUUACAUGGGAAUCCAAAGGGGCAAGAAUAACCAUCUAAGUCAGCUACAAGGAUUUAAAAUGGCCAUUGGGAUUUUAAAACAACGUAGGCAUUAGGGAGGUUCUCCAAGUGGCUGUUGGCGGGGGCAUGUGGGGUGGGAGCAGUUGCAGGAUUUGGGAGUGCAUUCCCUCCUCCCCCCAGAUGUCUACUGGCCCCUUCUAAGGGCCAGCCCCAGGCGCAGGGGGAUGGUGUCCUGGAGGUGGGACCCAGUUCCUGCCCCCCCCAAGCUGACCCUCCAGUGAACAGACAUGACAAUGUGUGCCAAGAGCGAGGGGACACUCGGCUACAAAGGGGAAGCUGGAGCAGGCUGGGGUUUCCUUUCUUUCUCAACUGUGAGAACCUGUUUCCCUGCCGAUGUGAGAUGCCAGAAGAGGGAAAAGGGAGAAGGCCCAGGAGGGCCGCACAGAGGACCCCUCCGUCGGGGCCCAGAGCACAGCAGGGCUGGACAGUCAGCCCCGGAGGAUGCAGACAAGGUCAUGCCAGGCUGCGGACCAUGUCGGUGAGGGACAACCACACGGAGGUGACCGAGUUCAUCCUGGUGGGCUUCCCGGGCUCCCUGGGGCUCCACGCCUGCCUGCUCGCGCUGUUCCUGCUGGCCUACACGCUGACCCUCACGGAGAACCUGCUCAUCAUCGCCGUGAUCCGCGCCAGCCCCGCGCUGCACAAGCCCAUGUACGUCUUCCUCAGCCACCUGUCCUUCCUGGAGGUGUGCUACGUCUCGGUCACGGAGCCCAAGAUGCUGCUGAGCCUGGCGGCGCCCGAGUUCCGGCGCAUCUCCUUCGCCGGCUGCAUGGCGCAGCUCUACUUCUUCCUGGCGCUGGCCUGCACCGAGUGCGCGCUGCUGGCCGCCAUGGCCUUCGACCGCUACGUGGCCGUCUGCAGCCCGCUGCGCUACCCCGCCAUCGUGGGCCCGCGCCUCUGCAGCCUGCUGGCCGCCGCCUCCUGGUGCUCGGGCUUUGCCGUCUCGCUGGGAAAAGUCUUCUUCAUCUCCCGCCUGGGCUACUGCGGCCCCAACGUCAUGAACCACUUCUUCUGCGACGUGUCCCCGCUGCUCAACCUCGCGUGCUCGGACAUGUCCACGGCGGAGCUCAUGGACUUCCUCCUGGCGCUGCUCAUCCUGCUGGGGCCGCUGCUGCUCACCGCCUCCUCCUACGCCGCCAUCCUCCGCGCCCUGCUGCGCAUCCCGUCCGCCGCCGGCCGCCAGAAGGCCUUCUCCACCUGCGCCUCGCACCUGGCCGUGGUGGCCAUCUUCUACUCGGCCUCCCUCUUCAUCUACGCCCGCCCGCGCGCCAUCUACUCCUUCGAGUACAACAAGCUGGUGUCGGUGGUCUACACGGUGCUCACGCCGCUCGCCAACCCCGUCAUCUACUGCCUGCGGAACCAGGAGGUGAAGGAGGCGCUGCGCAGGGCGGCCCAGGCCCUGGGGGCCUCCUCCUAGGGCCUCCCCGCGGGGACUCGCCCGCCGACCCUCGGCUCCCGACCGCCCCGCGCCUCUCCAGCAACUGCGCGAGCUGCCGCGGGGAUGCUGGGCUCAGGGGCUGAGGUGGGGGCAGCUAGCGCGUGUACCCCGGUCCUGCCCCUGCGUCUGGGCGGGUCCGUCGGGGACCACGGACGUCAGGUGAGACCACGCAGCCCUCACCACCCGACCCGGCGCCGCCCAGAGCCGGUGGCAGGCAGGGCCACCCACGUGUCCCCCCAGUACCCCGGGGUUCAUAUCCUGCUGUGUGUCUCCCUUCUUAUAAGGACGUGUGGAAUUAAGGGCCCACCUUACUCCACUGUGACCGCAUCUCGACUGAACUAAUUCCAUCUGCCAUGAUGUAUCUCCAAAUAAGUUCACACUCCGAAUACCAGAGGUAGGAGUUCAACAUAUUCUGGGGACACAACUCAACCGGUAACAGACCCAGAUAUUAAAUAUUGGAGCUCCUCAUGUUAUGUUAUGUUUGUUUCAUUUUGCUUUGUUUUCAGAGCAGUUAUAAAUUUACAGA
Messenger RNA from Choloepus didactylus (southern two-toed sloth), 2938 nucleotides. RefSeq names its product olfactory receptor 226-like. The record is from RefSeq and is a predicted model, not a curated record. The transcript has 3 exons. Gene Ontology annotation, biological process: G protein-coupled receptor signaling pathway. Bases 1315 to 2391 code for a protein of 358 amino acids. Gene Ontology annotation, molecular function: G protein-coupled receptor activity; olfactory receptor activity. Gene Ontology annotation, cellular component: membrane. Lineage: Eukaryota; Metazoa; Chordata; Mammalia; Pilosa; Megalonychidae.